AAAAAAAGAAUUGUUAAACCAAACUUGAAUUUUUUUGUUUUUAAGUUUGCUACUUAAAACAAACAUGGCUAGAAUAGUAAAAGCGUCCACAGGUCUGACCGGCCUGGCUGUGUCCAGCAAUCCCCAUCACACAUUGAGUGCCCUAUAUGGCAAAAUUCUGCGUGCCGUGGCCAAAAUGCCUCAGGAUGCCGCCUAUCGCAAGAACACGGAAAUUUUGGUGAAGCAGCGUGCCGAUGCAUUGGCCAAAAACAAGGACGUUGUUGCAUUGGAAAAGGCUGUUGGUUGUGGCCAAGUGGAGGAGCUCAUUGUUCAGGCUGAAAACGAAUUGAUUUUGGCACGCAAAAUGCUCGGUUGGAAGCCUUGGGAGAAACUUGUCCAGCCUGCACCAGCCAAGCAAUGGGACUGGCCACCAGCUCAGAUUCUCGAGCCCAAAGUCUAGGCUUUUAGUUCAUCAUCCUUGAUCCGAUUAAUAAAUAUAUAAACAUGA
Molecule: messenger RNA, 487 nt
Organism: Drosophila willistoni
Lineage: Eukaryota; Metazoa; Arthropoda; Insecta; Diptera; Drosophilidae
Gene: ND-13B
Product: NADH dehydrogenase [ubiquinone] 1 alpha subcomplex subunit 5
Exons: 3
Coding region: 65-439 (124 amino acids)
Biological process (GO): respiratory electron transport chain
Source: RefSeq, a predicted model, not a curated record